AGCUGCAUCAGAAUGUGGAGAUUCCUGAUUGUGAUUGCUGUGUUUAUUGAAACUACGGAAGGGGCGGAGAAAUUAGAGGUUUCGCUUAGAGAGGGGGAUCCCUGUCCCAGUAUAAACAACUAUCCCGAAAGCAGUUGUCGGAAGAACUGCUCCUCGAUGAUCCAGAGCCACAUUCUCCGGGAGACUCUAACCGAGGAGAAUGUGGUGCAGUGCAACGAGAUGGAGAAGCUGAUCUGCUGUCCCAAUCAACCGCCGCAGGAUCCCUCCAUUAUACCCACGAUCCCUCCUAAAAGUCCAGGAAAUUCCAGUUCCGAGUUGGAUCCCCAAACACUUUAUCCCCACAUGGGAUCGUUCCGAUAUCUUAAUGCCAUCACCCUGGACUCGUAUCUUUAUCGCUGUGCAGCUCUGAUCGUCAAGCAGAAUUUGGUUCUCACUUCGGCCUAUUGUGCGGGUUUGGAAGACGUUGUGGAAAUGCCAAACCGCUUUCGUCUCGGCCUUGUUAAUCCCUUUCAGGAAGAACUUCCCACCAAAAAUAGCUAUGUUCAUAACGAUGACCUCGUCCUGUUUGGGCUGACUGGUAAUUUUAAAAUGGAGGCAGUGGCCAAAAUCUGCAGGCAGCAGGAUAUAGACAGCUGUCGAAAGCUGGUGGCUGUGGGUUUCGCCCAAAAAGAUGAUGUCAACUGUGAGUGGUUUGAGCAGGAGGUGUCGUUGAAGCCCUUUGGCGAAUGCAAUGUGGUAACCACCUUGAAGGUCGACGGGGAGUCGCACCUCUGUGUUUACCCCAUAAACACGCCGGAAGUCACGAAGGGAUCCUGUUUCCGGUGCCUGCGAGCCGGAGCGAGUGUCCUCCACGCGAUCCAAGCGGAUGGCAGUGUGUGUGCGGCCGGAGUGGCCACGCCCACCGGAGGCGGAUGCUAUAACAUCGGCAGGGCCGAUCUCCACUAUACCAGUUUGGUCAAUCAGUCGGCGUUGGACUUCAUCAAUGGAAGUCAUUAAAAUGAGUGAUAAUCCAGUGGAAUAAACUAAGAUGAAAUUGA
Molecule: messenger RNA, 1037 nt
Organism: Drosophila ficusphila
Lineage: Eukaryota; Metazoa; Arthropoda; Insecta; Diptera; Drosophilidae
Exons: 4
Coding region: 13-996 (327 amino acids)
Source: RefSeq, a predicted model, not a curated record